Molecule: messenger RNA, 5350 nt
Organism: Bombina bombina (fire-bellied toad)
Lineage: Eukaryota; Metazoa; Chordata; Amphibia; Anura; Bombinatoridae
Gene: HIC1
Product: HIC ZBTB transcriptional repressor 1
Exons: 2
Coding region: 291-2288 (665 amino acids)
Biological process (GO): regulation of transcription by RNA polymerase II
Cellular component (GO): nucleus
Molecular function (GO): RNA polymerase II cis-regulatory region sequence-specific DNA binding; protein binding; DNA-binding transcription factor activity, RNA polymerase II-specific
Source: RefSeq, a predicted model, not a curated record
CUUGUAGUUUAAUAUAGCUACACAUCACAUGGGGCGCUAACAGCCUCAGCUCACAUAGAGAGCUCUUUAUCUCCCCAACAUUAUUGCUUGAGAGCACCAAAAUAGAAAAGGAAAUUGCUAAAAUAAAAAUCAGAGGAAACUGAUGCUGGGCCCAGCACGUAUUAAACAGGGGAAGAGCCUGGGCCUUUUUUUGCAAUUAAUAUAAUAAGAAAGAGGGGGGAAAGGGACUGGCAGAGUAGAUACUGAAGAGCUGGCACUGUGGAUGGGAGGCUGGCGACUGCUUACUGGGCAUGGUCACUCACACGGACAUCAGCUGCUUGGCGACCACUGGGCACCCAGGUGGACAACUGAACACGAUGCUGGAUGCCAUGGAAGUACCAAGUCAUUCCAGACAACUUCUCUUACAACUCAACUCUCAGCGGACUAAAGGUUUCCUAUGUGAUGUGAUCAUUGUGGUACAGAAUGCUCUCUUCAGGGCUCAUAAGAACAUUUUGGCUGCUAGUAGCGUUUAUUUAAAAUCACUAGUGGUUCAUGAUAAUUUAAUCAAUCUAGACCAUGAAAUGGUAAGUCCCAGCAUCUUCCGGAUAAUUCUGGAUUUCAUCUACACAGGACGCUUGGCUGAUUCUGAACCUAUCAGUGAGCAGCUUUUUGGGACAGUUUUGGCAGCCGCCAGCUAUCUUCAGAUAUCUGACCUAGUUUCUUUGUGCAAGAAAAAGUUGAAGAGGAAUGGGAAGUAUUGUCAUAUAAGAACAACAGGCUACUCUCCAUUUGGAAGCCUUGGGAGGGGGCUAAGGGCUACCACACCAGUGAUUCAGUCAUGCUUCACCUCAACACCAAGACCUGUAGAUCUGCCACCUGUAGAUCCAGUGAACUCUAUCAACACUCAGUGUGGAGAACUGUAUGCUUCAGUAUCUCAGGCUAACCAGCUGCACCAACAUGGACUUUGCCCACCGGAGCGGCACUGUUCUCCCCUUUGUGGUCUGGAUCUUUCCAAGAAAAGUCCCAACAGGCCACCCAAUCAACAUCAUUCUGAUGGACACACUGGAGAGGACAACAGGGAGCCCACAAUAACUGGGCGACAGGACAGCCCUCCAUUAAGUGUCAGUAUUCUUGCCAGUCAUGUCCCCUACAAAGAUCAAGCUCAUCCUUACCAAAAGCUUAAUAGUACUGACCCAUCAUCCGCCACACACCCAGAGCCUUUCAGAAAUGGUGUUCCUCCAGAUCACCCAAAUAGGACUGAAACACAAGAUCUGAUGUAUCGUUGGAUGAAACAUGAGCCUCUUGGAACUUAUAUAGAUGAAAGUGAUAGAGAGAAAGAGCUAGAUAGAGAUGAUAAGGGAGAGAGUUCCCCGUUAUCACAGCAGCCCAGGUAUCCUAGUAUUGAGAGCAAUGAGCCAGAUGAUGACAAAAGUACAAGUGAAGAGACUGGAAGUAGUGGAGAUCCUUCACCUUCUGCCAACAUGGAGAGAUAUCAUUGUAACCACUUAGGAUACGAGCCCGAAAGCUUCGGGGACAACUUGUAUGUCUGCAUCCCCUGUGGAAAAGGGUUUCCAAACUCAGACCAACUCAAUGCUCAUGUUGAAGCACACAACGAGGAAGAUUUGUACCAUAAAGACAGUCUUGAGCCACCUGUACCAUUCCUAGACAAGUCCAGCCAAGGCUUGGGUGACAUCCGACCCUACCGUUGCUCCUCCUGUGACAAAUCAUACAAGGAUCCAGCCACCCUUCGCCAGCAUGAGAAGACUCACUGGCUUACACGCCCUUAUCCCUGUAGCAUUUGUGGUAAGAAGUUUACACAAAGAGGCACAAUGACCCGUCACAUGAGGAGCCACCUUGGGCUAAAACCAUUUGCUUGUGAUGCCUGUGGGAUGCGCUUCACUAGACAAUAUCGCCUGACCGAGCACAUGAGAAUUCACUCUGGUGAGAAACCGUAUGAAUGUCAGGUGUGUGGCGGUAAGUUUGCCCAGCAGCGGAAUCUCAUCAGUCACAUGAAGAUGCACACAACAGGUCCAGAUGGGAAACCCAAACUGGACUUCUCAGAAAGUGUUUAUGCUAUGGCAAAGUUCACAGCUGAUCACCUGGGCUUGAAGCAAGAAAAAGCUGCAGAGAUUCUAUCCCAGACAUCACAUUUCCUCAAUGAUCCAAAAACCAUAGAGAGCUUGUACCCAUUGGCCAAAUUCACUGCAGAGCACUUAGGGCUAAGUCAAGAAAAGGCCGUAGAGGUCCUCAGCCAGAGCCAGCACCUAAACAGUGAUAGCAGAAUUAUCGAGAGGUUCUCUCCUCCUUAACAGGUCCCCAGACAGAUGUCAACUCAUCCUACAGCUCUGUGUGCUUUUUUUUCUGGGCGCACCAGAGAACACAAUGCAAACAAAUGUGCCAAAGAGAUAAAUUCAGACAAUAAAUAACAAACCCUCAAAAAUAUGAUGGAAGCUGCUGAACUUCAGUCAUGUACGAGCCAAAUAUUGCUUCAGUGGUUGCUCUAACCUGUGUAUAAUUGCUUCCAAAGGAGAAGAGCACUUUUUUGGGACUUGUGCACUAUCCCGCCAGGAUAUGUGCGUUUUGUAACAUAACCUCCAUCAUAUAUACUCGACCUUUUCUCUGCAUAAAAAACAGAGAAGAGUGUUGCUGUUUAAUGUGCCUGACAUGUGGAAGGAGGACAUUUUAUUUUGUAUGUUUUUGUGUGGGACAAUCAGAAGAGCAGAAAUCAGUAUCUGCAAUCCCACUUGUUCAAUAUUUUAUGUUUUCAUAAUCUAAGUCUUAAAUAAUGUCACUAUUAGUGAUAAUUAACUGCCCACCAUAUGCAUUACCUUGAAUGUUCUAAGAAGAAUAUAUUGGGGAUAAUAUGAACAGGGUGAAAAGCAUGUCAGUUUGAUUUGUUAAUUUAUGAAAAGGGUACAAAAGGAGGAAAAUGCAUUUUGCCAAAAUAUUUACCUCCAACACGUGUCAACGUCAAAAGUAUUUCAGUAAUUAAUAAGUUAGGUUUACAUUCAAUAAAAGCAAAUAUAAAAAAUACCUGAUAAGCAUGCAUAUGUCCAGUAAGUUUAUGUCAAAUAUCUAGGAGAUUUACUUACUACUUAUAUUAAAAAAAAAAAAAAGUGUAUAAGUGAUAAAAUCAGAAAUCAUGCAGGGGUGUAUAGCUAAAUUGUGAUUCUUGACUCAUCAAAAUCUACUUCCUUUUUUUGUCUUCACCUAAUGUGGUGUAGGUGUUUAGUGAAAGACAGGCUGUUAGAGAUUACUACAUCCAUCUGGUCUAAAUUGCACCCAGUCGCAUAAUGUUAAUCCCCUAGAGAAAGGUAUAACGCAUUGCUAUGGGCUGCAGUCCUGUCAGUUGAGGGGAUACGUAUUAGUAACUGCACUGGUUACAAAUCAAUAGAAUUAAUCUACAAUAAUUGCUACAAAUUGAUGUUCCUAUCACAAUGGAUUUGAGCCAAAAGGCAACACCAUAUGCCUCCAAACCCGUUUCAUAUUAUCUCCAAUUCACUGCCAUUAGCACUUAAGCAUGCAGGUUAGUAAGAUGCAAUCUCCAUAGCUUGUGCCCUAAGGAGAAGCGUCUGGACAUAUACAUGUAGCACUAUGGUCACUCAAGCACUUCAUUAGCAUUCCCACAUGACAUAAUGUGACAUAACCUGCACACUAGUCAUUGUGCGCACACUCAGGGCACACAAGGCAGCUGUGGAUGCUUAUUUUAAAUGGAUGGAUUACAGGGUGCUUUAAUUCCAGUGGAACCAGGAUGCACAGACAAACCCUGAUUUCCAAACCUCUUGCAUUCCUCUCACAUAACAAGUGUUGCUGCUGAGUGUGCUGUGGGUGUGUGCACAAUGCAGUAUGAUUUAGAGAUACUGAUUUCUGCUGUCUGCACUGUAUACUAACUGCUAUGUUGUUGGUUUUUUUUAAUGAACCAACAUUUUGUAUUAUUGUCUCCGAGCACUGAUCAGGGUACCCCUGGUAUAUUCAGAGUGUGACAACGGAGAUUGUGCCUUAACCAAUAUACCACUUAAUGCAUUUCUGGGUUGAGUGUCUGGAAGGAUGUUAACCCCUUAUCUGCUGCACUGAUCCCUACCCCAGCAAAAGGGUAACUAUUGCACUGCCAGAGCUAGAGUUAAAGGACAUUCUGUCAAAAUUUAAAUUCACAUAGAUUAGUUACAACUUUGAAUAGAAAGAUGUUUGCAAUAUACAUGUAUUGGCAAAAAUGCUUCUAGUAAAAGAUAUAACUGUUUUAUUGUGAACAUGUUUCCCUGCCCUGCACUUGAAGCAUACCUAGACAUUCUAAGUGCACCACCAUUUUAAAUACUGCAGCUGCUCAGAGCACCAGUGGGGUUUAUAUCAUGUCAGCAAUUAACAAAUUGAGCCAUUGACAGAUGAUACAAGCACCUUAGGCUCCACUGUGUUUAAAAUGCUGGUGCACAGUGCAUACCUAUAUACACUUUUGAAACGGCUAUAGCUUUUAUAAGAAGCAAUUUUGCCAAUAUAUGUGUAUUACAAAAAUGCUUCUAUUCAAAACUGAAAUGCAUCUAUGUAGAUUUCAUUUUUGUCUGGCAUGUCCCUUUAAUCCACUGAUUCUCACUGGCAGGUAAACUGGUUAAUUUCAGUACUGCAGUGCCUAUAAAUGAUGGCAAUAAGCUCAGGUUUUAAAUAGAAUAAACCUAGCAUUUUUGUUAUUGGAUCUGGCAAGUGUAACACUCUCAGUAGCAUUGUACAAUAAUACUAUAACAAAUACUGCUUUGUGCCAAAAGUAACUAGUGAAACCAAACCCUCCCCUUGACCUCUUACCCUGUGCAGAGACCAAAGUUUGCACCCCAGAAGGACUGACCCAGUCAGACCAUUUGGAGGUCAAUUUAUCAUGUGCAAUGCUGUAAUAAAUUAUCUUUAUUUUUUGUAGUGCACAUGGAUGCAUGGGCAAUGUAUUAGGAAGAGGCAGAGGAUAUGCCAACUGUGAAGAAGGUGCUACUGUGCCUGUAUAUUGUGUUAACCUGUCAUCUGCCUCUAGGAGUCUUUUGCCUUUUUCUUCAGUUGUGUGUCUUAGGAUGAGGGUACUUAGUCCAUGUCCAGUACCCCUUAUCAUUUGGAUGUAAAAUAGAUGAAUGAAUAGAAAUGUGCUGCCUUUCUCACAGUGAAGAGCUACCGAUUUAGUGUUUGUAACCAUUUCUUUUUUGUCUUUGCAUGGGGCCAUGUCAGAUCCAGCCUGCGCACCAUUAUGGUGGGAAGCCAAAAAAGCAGGGCAUGGGCUGAUCCUCAAUAACCACUAUUUAAACCACUUUUUCACUUUGUCUACAAACUGUACAUAAUUGUCAUGUAUAAAUUCACAUUUGCCAAUUCUUUAAUAAAUGAUAACAUUUUUUUUCUACAACAA